Molecule: messenger RNA, 1930 nt
Organism: Camellia sinensis
Lineage: Eukaryota; Viridiplantae; Streptophyta; Magnoliopsida; Ericales; Theaceae
Product: dicarboxylate transporter 2.1, chloroplastic
Biological process (GO): transmembrane transport
Cellular component (GO): membrane
Molecular function (GO): transmembrane transporter activity
Source: RefSeq, a predicted model, not a curated record
AGGGGAAGUGUUCUAUGCAAAUGGAAGCACCCCUUAUUUAUAGGCACACACUGUUUUACUGAGCAAAAACCUCCAGUCCAUCCAUUGUCACAAUCUCCGGCGGCAUAAACUUCCAAGUUUCAAUUAUGACACUCGUUAGCUCCACUCACUCACCACCACCACCAUCACCAUCACCACCAGGAGGACCAGCACCACCGCUCAUCUUCUUAUCCUCCUCAACCCUCUCUCUCCCUCCCCACCACACCUCCCAACAACAAUGUCCACUCUCUCCCCCACCUCACGCGCCGCCCCUGACUCUCCCUCCUUCUCCACUCCUCCUCCUCCUCCUCCUCCUCCUCCUCGCUGGCCAGGCGCCAAGCCCAUCCCCCUCGCAGUCUCCCUCGCAAUCGGCAUAAUCUUCCGCUUCGCAGUCCCCAAACCCUCCCAUCUCUCAAACCAAGCCUGGCAAUUACUCGCAAUCUUCCUCACAACAGUCGCCGGACUCAUCCUCGGUCCCUUGCCUGUCGGCGCCUGGGCCUUCGUUUGCCUCACCAUCUCAGUCCUCUCCCGAACCCUAACUUUCGCCGCCGCCUUCGCCGCAUUCACCAACGAAGUCAUUUGGUUGAUCGUCGUCUCGUUUUUCUUCUCCCGAGGCUUCGUUAAAACAGGGCUCGGUGAUCGAAUUGCCUUGUACUUCGUUAAAUUGCUCGGGAAAAGCACUCUAGGGUUGGCUUAUGGAUUGGCUUUGUGUGAGUUGCUUAUUUGUCCCGCGGUUCCGAGUACUACUGCCAGAGCUGGCGGCAUUUUCUUGCCAAUUAUCAAGUCGUUGGCUUUCUCAGCCGAUAGUCGACCCAAAGACGCUUCGGCCAAGAAGCUUGGGGCUUAUCUUAUCCAGUCCCAAAUUCAGUCUGCGAAUAACUCAAGUGCUAUUUUCCUGACUGCCGCAGCUCAAAACUUGUUAUGUGUCAAAUUAGCUGAGAGUCUUGGGGUUAAAAUUGCAAAUCCAUGGGUUUCUUGGUUAAAGGCUUCCAGUUUACCUGCAUUUAUAUCUCUUUUGGCUACCCCAUUUGUCCUAUUCAAGCUCUUUCCCCCUGAAAUUAAGGAGACACCAGAUGCUCCUGUCAUGGCCACACAGAAACUGGAGCAGAUGGGUCCUAUCAAAAGGAAUGAGUGGGCGAUGGUUGGUACCAUGCUUAUUACGGUUGCAUUGUGGAUCUCUGGACAGGCUCUUGGUAUAGCUAGUGUUGUUGCUGCAAUGCUGGGCUUGUCAACACUUCUGUUGUUGGGAGUGCUUGAUUGGGAUGAUUGCUUGAGUGAAAAGUCAGCAUGGGAUACCUUAGCCUGGUUUGCAGUUCUAGUAGGCAUGGCAGGUCAAUUGACAACCCUUGGUGUUGUGACCUGGAUAUCUGAUGGUGUGGCCAAAUUGCUCAAAUCUUUCUCAUUGGGUUGGCCUGCAGCAUUUGGUAUCCUUCAGGCAGCAUAUUUUUUCAUCCACUAUCUAUUUGCCAGUCAAACUGCCCAUGUUGGAGCCUUGUACUCUGCAUUUCUUGCAAUGCACUUGGCAGCUAAAGUGCCUGGUCUAUUAGCAGCGCUAGCAUUGGCAUACAAUACAAAUCUUUUUGGUGCACUAACACAUUAUAGCAGUGGCCAGGCUGCAGUGUACUAUGGAGGUGGUUAUGUAAAACUUCCUGAUGUUUUUAGACUGGGCAUUUUGAUGGCCCUUGUUAAUAUAGUAAUAUGGGGACUAGUUGGAACUCCCUGGUGGAAGAUUUUGGGGCUUUAUUGAUGUUAUUUUUGUAGGAAAAGAAUAUACAACUUGAGCACAACUUCCGCUGAACCUUGCUAGAAUCUGAGAACUCUACUUUUUUAAGUACAAAAACACUGUUGCCUUUUUUAAAAUGAUGGUCAUCAUAUUUAUGCUACUAUUGUUGUUGUGUAGUUAUUCCUUGAA